Penicillium taxi is the source of this 1068-nucleotide messenger RNA. RefSeq names its product WD40 repeat domain-containing protein. Gene Ontology annotation, cellular component: catalytic step 2 spliceosome. The transcript is spliced from 5 exons. The coding region runs from base 1 to 1068 and encodes 355 amino acids. NCBI's taxonomy places the organism in Eukaryota, Fungi, Ascomycota, Eurotiomycetes, Eurotiales, Aspergillaceae. The record is from RefSeq and is a predicted model, not a curated record. Gene Ontology annotation, molecular function: protein binding; RNA binding.
AUGUCUGAAAAACGGCCUGCCCCAGAAGCAUUUGGUCCCUCGAGCGAGCUCGUUGUUAAGCGCACCAAGCAAGAUGUCCCUGGUUCAGCUGUUAUUAAGAGCUCCCAGAAUGGAGGAGCUCUUAUCAAGUCGAUGCCCCGAACCAGCGCUCUGCCGGCGCCGAUCAUGAAGCUCUCAGGUCAUAGUGGAGAAAUUUUUGCUGUUCGAUUUGACCCGACUGGUCAGCACAUCGCAUCUGGUUCAGUGGACCGAAGCAUUUUGAUUUGGAACACAUUCGGACAAUGCGACAACUACGGCAAACUAACUGGGCAUAAAGGCCCUGUGAUGGACCUGCAAUGGUCACGCGACUCGGAAACAUUGUUCUCAGCAUCGGCAGAUAAAACUGUAGUAAAUUGGGACUUGGCGACUGGAACAAAGAUUCGUCGUCAUGAUGCUCAUGAGGAGAUUGUCAAUGCAAUUGCCCUCUCUAAGCGGGGAGAGCAAGUGUUGGUUAGUGGCAGUGACGAUGGCUGUGUGGGUGUUUGGGACCCCCGCCAAAAGGAGCCCGUGGAGUUUCUUGAAACUCAACUCCCCAUUACCGCUGUUGCGAUCUCAGAGACAGCAACUGAGAUGUACAGUGGUGGAAUUGAUAACACGAUCCGUGUCUGGGACCUGCGUAAGAAUUCCGUGGUCUACACCUUGACCGGUCACAACGAUACCAUUACUUCGCUUGAGAUCUCGCCAGACUCGCAAACCCUUCUGUCCAACUCACACGACAACACGGUCCGAACUUGGGACAUUCGACCUUUUGCCUCCGUCAAUCGUCACAUCAAAUACUUCGAUGGUGCCCCCAUGGGCCUAGACGUGAAUCUUAUUCGUGCCAGCUGGAGUCACACAGGCGAUAAGAUCGCUGCAGGAAGUGGCGAUGGCACUGCUGUCGUUUGGGAUUCCAACACCGCGAAGAUGCUUUACAAACUUCCAGGUCACACAGGUUCCGUCAACGACGUCCGCUUGUCGCCCAACGACGAGCCACUUAUUGUUUCUUGCUCAUCCGAUCGCACCCUUCUUCUUGGUGAACUGAAGAAGUAA